CGACACGAACCCAUUGCGAUUCGCUGCACUAUACAACCAAAAUCAAGCUCUCGAGAAACAAGAGUCAUGACCGUUCCUAUCGCUCAGCGUGCUGUCUUGACCAGGCUUGCCGAACCAGGACAGGAAACUUGGCAGUUCACGGCCGCCCAUCCGGUACCGUCCCCAUCGGUCGACCAAGUCCUGGUCAAGACAACUCACAUUGGGCUAAACCCAUUCGACUGGCAGUCGGUGGCCUACAAAUUUGGGAUCACCACCGACCCAAAAGUCAUCGGCCGGGACGGCGCUGGGGUGGUCGUUCAAGUGGGAACGCAAGUAACCCGUUUCAAAGAGGGAGAUCGCGUCUGGUUCUGCGCAAACUCCGGAAAGGCCUAUACCGGCGCAUUCCAAGAAUACUCUUUGCACGAUCAAGCCGAACUCGGUCAUACCCCCGACAACGUAUCCGACUUGCAGGCGGCGACGCUGGGGACGGGUCUGAUUACCGCCGGAGUCGUCCUUUUCCGGACGCUCAAGUUCGACCUGAAUGACCUCCUGAAAGAGGCCGAGCCGAUAUCGAAAUUGGAGCGCCCUUGGAUUCUGAUCUGGGGAGGAGCUGGGAUCACGGGAAUCUACCUGAUCCAGCUAGCUCGUCUGCUCGGAUUUAGGAUCAUCUGCGCGGCCUCUCCCGUCAAUCACGAAUACGUCCGUUCUUUAGGAGCCGAAGUGAUACUCGACCGCUGGACCGAGCCCAGAGAGUUGAUAGAGCAGAUCAGGCAGGCCACGGGAGAUGACGUGACACUUGCGAUCGACAAUGUAGGCUCGGAGACCGCUAUACUCUGUCAUCAGGUACUCAAGGGAUCUACCUCGUGGCGCAAGAAACACAGCAUCGACGUAUCCUCCAAUUCCGCUCGGCUCGUCGCUCUAGCCGGCUUCCCGAAAUCCACCGACUCUGCUACCGACGCCGUCCGUCAGGUCGAACUCCCUCGUAUCAGCUUCUCCACCACCUUCUAUGGCCAUUCCGACUUUUCUCUCCCACUGCUGGAUACGUUCCAUCGCCUUUUACUGGAAGGAAAGAUCAAACCUGCCCGGUACAACGUGUUACCCGGAGGUCUAACCGGAAUCCAAGCCGGCUUGGAACGAUUACGAGCUGGGAAAGGCAUCGGAGGCCACAAGUUGAUCUUGUCCAUGGAAGAACCCGUCACACCUCCCGUGGCCGAACCUGUACCUGUCCUGCGAGUCUUGCGAAAGCGAAAGACGGCUCAGGUCGAGGCGGAAGAAGUUGUAGUCAAAAGGCAGAGGGUGGUCGCGUAAAUAUAACUUUGGGUUGGAAUAUUUGUGCUUUAUGAAUACAGUGC
Molecule: messenger RNA, 1331 nt
Organism: Filobasidium floriforme
Lineage: Eukaryota; Fungi; Basidiomycota; Tremellomycetes; Filobasidiales; Filobasidiaceae
Product: chaperonin 10-like protein
Exons: 3
Coding region: 67-1287 (406 amino acids)
Molecular function (GO): oxidoreductase activity, acting on NAD(P)H
Source: RefSeq, a predicted model, not a curated record